AAAGAACCUCGGCUUUAGCGAGCGCUACUGUGCCAAAUAGGACAGAACAGGACAAGCAACUGACAUGCAAGAAUGUCUGCCUCGAAAAGAAAACGUAACUUGGAUCUGUUUUACAUUACAAUCGCCACCACUGCGAGCUGCGCGGCAAUCAAACGUGUUCAAAUAGCCUUCAGAAGCCAAGCCACUUCACGCGAGAAAGAUUUUUUUUCUUACUUACAGCCUACUCUAAUCCUGAUAGGUUAAAAGCGCCUCUCCAGCUCAUUUUUCUUUCUCUUAACCUGUCCCCUCACUGUCUCCUUUGCGGCUCGCUCCCAACAUGGCUGGUAGACGGUGGAUCACAGUUUGGUAUAUUUUGACGGCACCUCUAAUGUUAUGGGAUGCAGGUUAUUGCCUGAUGAGACCACGUUCCAUGGUCGGAGGAGACCUUCAUUGGAUUUGGGCGUUUUAUGAAUUUUAUGGCAAUGUAGACCAUGUUUAUGGCGUUAAAGCUUUUGAGGAUGGUGAAGGGUUUGCAAAUGCUGCGGCUGUUCUAAAUGUCAUUGAAAAUUUCUUCGCUGUUAUCUAUCUCUGGAUGACGCAUGUAUGCCCCUCCGAGCUCGCUCCUCUCGCAGGAUAUACCGGAUCAGCCAUGACCCUUGCCAAAACACUCCUCUACGUCUCGCAAGAGUAUUUCUGCGGGUUUUGUGCUAUCGGACACAACACGUUUCCUGGGAUGCUUUCUUAUUGGAUUCUACCGAACGUUGCUUGGAUAACAAUAUCGGGGCUAAUAAUGUAUCACCUUGGGAAGGACAUCUUAUGGAGCUUGAGGCUGUCCAGUGGGAGGGUUAAGUGCGAAUGAUAUACCUUUUGCCUUUCAUUUCAUUCUAUCUAGAGUGUACCAAAGCA
This is a messenger RNA of Lentinula edodes (shiitake mushroom), 885 nucleotides long. RefSeq lists its product as uncharacterized. Bases 317 to 838 code for a protein of 173 amino acids. The record is from RefSeq and is a predicted model, not a curated record. NCBI's taxonomy places the organism in Eukaryota, Fungi, Basidiomycota, Agaricomycetes, Agaricales, Omphalotaceae. The transcript has 6 exons.